Messenger RNA from Arabis nemorensis, 582 nucleotides. NCBI's taxonomy places the organism in Eukaryota, Viridiplantae, Streptophyta, Magnoliopsida, Brassicales, Brassicaceae. The record is from the annotation of a GenBank genome assembly.
AUGGCUUCUGAAGACGAAGUAGCUGUUUUCAAUUUGUCUGAUUCUACCCUUCUCAAGAUCCUUAAAGGCGACAUCACCAAGUGGUCCGUCGAUGCCUCCUCCGAUGCUAUUGUCUAUUCAGCAAACGAGCGUAUGGUAGGUGGUGGUGGUGUCGAUGGAGCAAUACAUAGAGCAGCUGGUCCAGAACUUAGAGCAGCAUGUUAUCAAGUACCAGAAGUUCGUCCUGGAGUCCGUUGUCCAACCGGUGAAGCAAGAAUUACUCCGGGUUUUAACUUGCCUGCAUCUCGUGUGAUUCACACCGUUGGACCAAUCUAUGACUCAGAUGUCAACCCGAAAGAAUCCCUCGCAAAUUCGUACAAAAAUAGUUUGAGAGUGGCAAAGGCAAACAACAUCAAGUACAUUGCAUUUCCUGCCAUAUCUUGUGGGAGUUACGGAUUUCCUAUUGAUGAAGCUGCUGCGAUUGGUAUAUCAACGAUCAAAGAGUUCGCCAAUGACUUUAAAGAGGUGCAUUUUGUUUUGUUCGCGGAUGCUAAAUAUAGCGUGUGGGUAAACAAGGCAAAGGAGCUGCUACAAAAAACCUGA